Gopherus evgoodei (Goodes thornscrub tortoise) is the source of this 5240-nucleotide messenger RNA. It is a transcript of the gene CARS1, whose product is annotated as cysteinyl-tRNA synthetase 1. NCBI's taxonomy places the organism in Eukaryota, Metazoa, Chordata, Testudines, Testudinidae. Gene Ontology annotation, cellular component: cytoplasm. Gene Ontology annotation, biological process: cysteinyl-tRNA aminoacylation. The record is from RefSeq and is a predicted model, not a curated record. Gene Ontology annotation, molecular function: cysteine-tRNA ligase activity; ATP binding. The coding region runs from base 107 to 2599 and encodes 830 amino acids. The transcript has 23 exons.
GGCGUAGAGAGGCGGAGCGAUGGUUUUCCGACCGCACGCGAUCUUGCAUCAGCCUGUGAGAGGAGUCGGCUAGACGCGGCAGAGCGAAGUAGGAGGAGGGAGGAGGAUGGCGGCAGCCGGCGGGGAGCCCACUUCCAACUACAGUUUCAUUCUGAGCAUUAGUGAAGAGGAAGCCAGGCUGAAGGCUUUGGACAAGUACCUCAGCACUCGUAGUUAUAUCCAGGGGUUCACAUUUUCAUAUGCAGAUGUGGAAGUAUUCAGACAGUUUUCAACGCCACCUAUGGACCAGCAUUUCCAUGUUGUUCGGUGGUACAGGCACAUAGAAGCAAUCUAUGGUGGCAGCAAUGAAAAAAUUGAACCUUGUAAACUUCAAACAAGUAAAGGCAAACGUACACAGCCCCACUGGUCUUCCCCAGAAGGAACAAAACAGUCUAAACUCUGCCUGUACAACAGCCUCACUCGCAACAAGGAUGUGUUUCAGCCCCAGAAUGGCAAAAAAGUGACAUGGUAUUGCUGUGGCCCAACAGUAUAUGAUGCUUCUCACAUGGGACAUGCCAGGUCAUACAUCUCAUUUGAUAUCCUGAGAAGAGUGUUGAGGGAUUACUUUAAAUAUGAUGUCUUCUACUGUAUAAAUAUUACAGAUAUUGAUGAUAAGAUCAUCAAGAGAGCAAGACAAAAUUAUCUUUUUGAACAAUAUAGAGAGAAGAAGCCACCUGCAGUCCAGCUAUUUGAAGAUGUUCAAAUUGCUUCAAAGCCUUUUUCAGCUAUGUUAAAUGACACCACUGAUCCAGAAAAAAAGCAGAUGCUGGAAAGAAUUCAGAAUGCAGUGAAGUCUGCUGUGGAACAUCUAGAAGAAGCUGUGCAAAAGAAACUUCCCAGAGAAGAGAUCAACAAACAUGCUGAGAAAUUGUUGGAAGAAGCAAAAGAUGUGCUGUCUGAGUGGCUAGACACCAAGUUUGGCAGUCAAGUGACUGACAACUCCAUAUUCUCUAACCUCCCCAAGUUCUGGGAAGAGGAGUAUCAUAAAGAUAUGGAAGCCCUCAAUGUGUUACCUCCUGAUGUCUUAACUCGGGUCAGCGAAUAUGUACCGGAAAUUGUGGCAUUUGUUCAAAAGAUUGUGGAUAAUGGUUAUGGUUAUGUAUCAAAUGGGUCUGUCUACUUUGAUACAAUGAAGUUUGAUGCCACUGAGAAACACUCCUAUGCUAAGUUGGUUCCUGAAGCUGUAGGUGAUCAGAAAGCUCUUCAGGAGGGUGAAGGUGACCUCAGUCUCUCAGCUGAUCGUUUGAGUGAGAAACGUUCCCCAAAUGAUUUUGCUUUGUGGAAAUCCUCCAAACCAGGAGAACCCUCAUGGGACUCCCCUUGGGGAAAGGGCCGUCCAGGUUGGCACAUUGAAUGCUCUGCUAUGGCUGGAACUAUUCUGGGAGAGUCGAUGGACAUUCAUGGAGGGGGAUUUGAUCUUCGAUUCCCCCACCAUGACAAUGAAUUGGCACAGUCUGAGGCAUACUUUGAAAAUGAUCACUGGGUUCGAUAUUUUUUGCACACUGGUCAUUUAACAAUUGCUGGCUGUAAAAUGUCUAAAUCUUUAAAAAACUUCAUUACUAUCAAAGAUGCGCUGAAGAAACAUACAGCACGACAGUUACGGCUGGCUUUCCUGAUGCACUCUUGGAAGGAUACACUGGAUUAUUCAAACAACACCAUGGAAUCAGCUAUUCAGUAUGAGAAAUUCCUGAAUGAGUUCUUUUUAAAUGUAAAGGAUAUCCUUCGGGCUCCUGUUGAUUUGAUAGACCAGUUUCAAAAAUGGGAAUUUCGAGAAACAGAGCUGAGUAAAAGUUUUUACGACAAGAAGACAGCCAUUCAUGAAGCACUGUGUGACAACAUUGACACUCGCACUGUUUUGGAAGAAAUGCGAUCUUUAGUCAGCCAGAGCAAUUCCUAUAUUGCUGCUAAGAAAACUGCCAGGCAAAUGCCAAACAGACUGCUGCUAGAAAGUAUUAGUUCUUAUCUCACUCAGAUGUUAAAGAUCUUUGGUGCCAUAGAAAAUGAUGAAGCUCUUGGAUUCCCUGUUGGAGGAAAUGGCCAAAACAUAAAUCUUGAGUCUACAGUGAUGCCAUACCUACAAGUGUUGUCUGAUUUCAGAGAAGGAGUGCGACAAAUUGCCAGAGAAAAGAGAGUAACUGAAGUACUGCAGUUGAGUGAUGCUCUUCGAGAUGACAUUCUUCCUGAGCUUGGAGUUCGAUUUGAAGAUCAUGAAGGACUCCCAACUGUGGUCAAAUUGGUAGACAGGGAGACCUUACUAAAAGAAAGAGAAGAAAAGAAAAAGAUUGAAGAGGAGAAAAAAAGAAAGAAGGAAGAAGCAUCUAGGAAAAAACAAGAACAGGAGGCAGCAAAACUGGCAAAGAUGAAGAUUCCACCACAUGCAAUGUUUAAAUCAGAGCUUGACAAAUACUCCAAGUUUGAUGAAAAUGGAUUUCCUACCCAUGAUACAGAAGGUAAAGAACUCAGCAGAGGACAAAUGAAGAAACUGAAGAAACUUUAUGAAGCACAGGAAAAACUUCACAAGGAGUAUCUACAAAUGGUUCAGAAUGGAACUGCAAUUUGAGAACAAAACCAGGACAUUCUUCUUUUUUAAAAUAAAGGCGAGAGCUGGGUUAUUAUAGGAACAGUAAAGAGCAUAUAUUGAUGCUCGUAUUGUGUUUACAUGUUCUACUGUGGACAAGCUAAAACUACUUGUUUACGUGGAUUAAUAUAUCAUCUAGUUUAGAGUGUCAAUAAAAUUUUAUUAUUAAAAAUGAAAAGACCCUAUAGGAUGUUUGUGUCACAAUCAUUCUAGAUUGAACAAUUCUCUUGGGGAAGACACUGUUCAGUCAGCAAAUCCACAUAGGUUUCUUGCUUGUUAUAACCUCUUCAGGCCCCUGGGUAAUUUCUCAUGCAUGUCGCUCUUUAGCUAACUAAUAUCCAAUGUAGCUUGUGCUUUGGAAUAGUUAAUGUCAUAACAAGUAGAACUUACUGAGACCUACAGCAAAGCUGAUGAAUUUGUCCCACAGCAAGAACCAUAAAUAUUUCUCAAAUGAUUUCAAUGACAUUACAUAGGCAAGAAGUACUAUAAAUAGUUCAGGUAUGAUGCUUCUGUUGGUGUUUUUCAAAACCCCAAUUAUAGACAAAUCUGUGGUAUAAGCUAACUGUCAUUUCCAUAAGUUGGACUGUCACAGCCCUCACUUGGCCAAACAGGGCAAGAAUGUCCCUCCCUGCUUGGCCCAGCUCAGCUUGUGACUUCAGUCAUGUAGAUGAGUGGAUGGGGAGAGAAUGGACAGGGCCAGAGAGUGGGAAGAGGCCUGCUCUCUUUUUCCAGCACCCCUCACUGGCCAGAGGAACAAAGGUGCUCCACAUAACAGGGUGAAAUAACUCUCAACCUCCUCUGAGCGACAUGGAAGCAAGGGGAAAAUUGUGAAUGUUACAGUUCACUGUCUGGUUUGCUCCUGGGACAGUGCAGUUAUGCAUUCUACUGAACUAAAGACAUCUAACACUGUUAAACACUGCAAAUUCUGAACAGAUGACUGAGUCUUUAAAGACACACCCUAUAUUCUUUACUUUCAGUGAAUUCUGUAGCUCAAACAAGAUGUUCAAAAGUGACUAGUGAUUAGGUGCCUCAAUUUUUGGGUGGUCAACCUGAGACAUCUUAAAGGGGUUCUGAUUUUUAGAGAUGGAGAAUUUAGCAUUCUGAGAGUGCAAAUUUCAAGUUGUGUACGCACUGUCACCUCAAUGAGCAUUAAGGCCUUCCUUACUGCCAUUUGGUGGGAGAGGUUGAGUGGGGAGCACUUUGACAAAGGUACAGUUGUCUGCUGAUUUGGGAUGCAGCUUGGGGAGCCCUAAGAGUUCAGUAUAAAUAUCCAACAGAACAAGGCUCAAGGAGGUGGUCUUGAAUGUAAGUAGGGCCCAGUUUGCUCAACUUAAGGUCUUUCUAAAGAAAGCAAGUUUCGAGUAAUAUGACCAUGGCUGCACACCGUGCAAGCCAAUUUACUGUUGCAUUUUGAACAAGCUGCAAGUGAUGGAAAUACCCUGCUGUGACGUGUAGAGAGGAAAUUACAAUACUCGUCCUCACUGUUGCAAUGAUAUAUGUUGCGGUUUGGAGGUCAACAGGGGAUUGCUCAAGUGAAACACACUGCUACCAUGUCUGGCUCUCAGCUUUCCACAAAAUAAUACCCGCAAUGUAUUAACUUUACUCACUAUCUAUAAACAAGUCCCCUCCAUAGGGAGUAAGCUUUAUAAGGUGUGCCUCCUCAUCCAGCAACUUCUACCCAGUAGAAAGGCUUCUGUCUUCCCAGGGCUGUAGAUGAAGAAACUCUGACAUACCCAGCAUGCAGCAGCAUCUGAGCAUUUCUCCAUACCUGAAGCUGAACUUGAACAAUGCAGAGUAAGAGAGAGACAAUUGGGUUGAUGCUAUUUUAGUCCAUAUUUAGACAUUAUCUUGGUAAACCUCCUAUGUUGUUACAUGGAUUACAGGAUAGCUCAAGGGGUGCUGAAUUUUUCAGUAUUUUGAGGCACAUGUCCAUUAUUACUGAUUUGAUUCCAUCUUCUAGGAAUGCCUUCUACUAUUGAAAGGCAGUGCCAGACAUUUCAGCAAGGUCGCUUAGUUACUACUACAAUAUCUUAGGCAUGGUCCAUUGUGUCAAAUUUUGCUGAGAAGCUCUGUGACUGGCUGCUAUUUACAACCAGCAUAUCAUUCAUGCUGCCACAAAAUUAAUCUCUCCCAUACAAGGCAAUGGUCCUACGCCAUCAUCAUGGGGUCAUCGCUUGUGAAGGGUGCUGGGUUUUACAGGUUUCCAGCAGCAAUGGCAGAAGCCCAGUAAAGAAAGGUGAAUCUAGACAGGUGUUGCCUAGUUUAUGCACAGCAAACAAAUGUCAACAAGAGUAUUGGGUUACCUUAAAUUUAUACUGUCAUAUAUAGAUAAUAAUGAUGAGAAACACCUUGUCAUGCAUUGUUAAAUAAAUCUUGCUAAGGAACCUAAUGUCCUUAUAACAGUGUACACUGUUAGAAACAUCUGUACUCUAACAUUACCCCUUUAAAAUUAUUUAUGAAAGCAUUUUAUGUUUCUGUUUCUAGCUGCCCACCAAAUGGCAGUAAGGAAGGCCUUAAUGCUCAUUAAGGUGACAGUGCUUCAGGUUCAUCGCUGCCACUUAGGCUAAUGUCACAUCACAUACAUACUAAAUCCAUUGACUUACUGAUGAUCAAAGCACACACA